CUAAGCCCAUACCAUCUUGUGGACGGGAUGCCUUUGGGAUUCUGCAGCCCCAUGGUCGCUUCAGAAGUGACUUUGCACAUGGAAUGAUCUAUGAAAAGCCAGCGGUGAUCAUCGACAACGGUUCCGGGCACGUCAAGGCUGGCGUUGCAGGUGAAGAGGCACCACGAUGCAUCUUCCCUGCGGUUGUGGGGAAACCCAAACAUGGAGCAAUGAUGCCAGGAACCGACAAGAAAGACUACUAUUUGGGAGAGGAAGCGGUAUCAAGGCGUGGUGUGCUGACAUUGUCAUACCCGAUUGAGCACGGCGUGGUGAAGGACUGGUCAGAGAUGGAGAAGGUGUGGCACCAUACCUUCUUUGAUGCUUUGCGGGUCAACCCAGAGGACCAAGCGUGCAUUGUCACAGAGGCGCCAAUGAACCCGAAGAAGAAUCGAGAAAGAAUGGUGGAGAUGCUCUUUGAAAAGUUCAGCUGCCCGGCAGCUUUCAUUGUGAUUCAGGCAGUAAUGUCUUUGUACUCAUGCGGACGUACAACUGGGACAGUGGUGGAUUCUGGCGAUGGAGUUACGCACACAGUGCCAGUUUACGAAGGCUUUGCUCUUCCCCAUGCUAUUCAGAGGUUGGACUUGGCAGGCAGAGACUUGUCAGAAUACAUGGCAAAGGUGCUGCUUGAAACUGGUUGCAAUAUGACAUCCUCAUCGGAGAGGGAUAUUGUAAGGGAGAUGAAGGAGGGGAUGUGCUAUGUUUGCACUGGCGACUUGAAGAAAGAGUUGCAGUCUGCGCAGGAGAGGCCAACGGACUACGAGAAGAUCUUCGAGCUGCCUGAUGGGCAAAAGGUCAGCUUGACGGCUGAGAGGUUUAGGGUGCCGGAGGUCAUGUUUGAUCCAAUGAUAGCUGGCAGAGAGCUUCCUGGGCUUCACCAGUCAGUUUAUCAGUCUAUCCAGGCGUGCGAUAUAGAUCUGAGAAGAGAGCUUUUUGGGAAUAUUGUUCUCAGCGGAGGGAAUACAAUGUUUCCGGGUAUUGCUGAUCGACUGGAACUGGAGUUGAAGGCUCUUGCGCCUCAGAAGAUUCAUGUCAAAGUGGUGGCGAACCCUCACAGAAGGGUGACUUGGAAGCAAUGAAUCGUAGUUGCGCAGCUGUUGGCUUUGUGAAGUGGCACCAAGCAGUGAAAGUCAGCUGCCACAUGUGGAAAGCGAAGACGAGUCCAAUCUCUUGGCAUUUGGACAGUACAUUCCAGACAACUACAGAAAUCAGACAACUGGGACAAGUUGGAGCUCCUCAGAGAUAGUGGCCGCCGAAUUGCAGCCUGGUGAAGCAUCGGCGCAUAACUUCUUAACAAUUCAUAGUUCAUCACCCAACCAGGAUUCGGUGGAUCGGGUUGGCCUUGCAGUGCGUUUGGUCAAAGCAGCUGCAGGAGUUGGUCGCCGUGACCGAGUCACGCGCCUUUGCGGAAAUGGAGAUUUGUAUGAUUUCGAGAUGGAGGAAGUCCCGCAGACUGAAUUUGGUCAGAAAGAGUUGGUGGAGUGGCACAAGUCUUUGGACAGGGAAAAGGCAAUGUAUUUUGCUGAUAGGCCGCAGUCCAAUUACAAGUGAAGCUGGCACAGCUGUCACCUUCGACGCAAGACAAAGGAAGUGUGAAGCAGCAAAACUAGCUCAGUUGCGGAAUCAGAUGUGUGUGUGUAUAUAUAUAUAUAGUCUAGUUGUUCUUGUGGUGUGCCAAUGUGUGCCAGAUGCUUAGAAGAAACUGAGUCAUGAUGUUCUGAUAUUCGUUCAAGCAGGUACAUUGUUUGGAUGGGCGCUUCUAUUCUUUCAAAGUUGUCGACCUUCAGCGCAAUGCUGAUCGGGAAAGCUGAGUACGACGAGCUCGGACCGGCAAUUGUUCAUAGCAAGUGCUUCUAGUGUAGCCUGCAUGCACUAAUUAUCCCGCAAUUCUUAAAUCACCAAGCCUGUGUUGACAGCGCGUGGCAGCUUUCACGCAUUGAAAAGGGUACCAAUCGAGUCUAUUUGACAUGCCAGUGAUGCAGUUGCACAGUGCUGUUCCCUCGAGUCCUGAGCUUGCUCAAGGUUGCAACCUUUGCAGAGUGCAGACGCACUAGAUGUGAG
This is a messenger RNA of Durusdinium trenchii, 2097 nucleotides long. NCBI's taxonomy places the organism in Eukaryota, Dinophyceae, Suessiales, Symbiodiniaceae. The record is from the annotation of a GenBank genome assembly.